CCACAUGGCGCGGCGAUUCCGUGGAAGGCGCCUGCGUGUUCACGAUCAAGCAUCAAGCCAGCCUGCCUAAAGCUUCCGAGAUGUUGAUGCUAAAUAAAACUUCUAGCUGGUUGGGACGAUGCCAUGCGUUCUAAUUUUCACGAAGGCCGCUGGUGGAUGUCGGUAGCCCGGGGACGUGGUACAUUGUUGGAGGCGGAUGAUACGAUAGUAUCCGGAGAAGCUGUCCGGGUUACCUGUUCUUCGUGGCGGAGGAGAGGAAAAAAAAGAAAAAAAAAAAACUUUCGUCGACGGCAAGGGAAGAGAAAGAGAGAGAAAGAGAGAAAGAGAGAGAGAAAGAGAGAAAGAGGAUCGACGCGUCGAAAGAAAUACACAAUACAUGCACACGCUUAUAUAUUUUCGAGAUAAUUUUUCUCUCGUGUGAACAUUGUACUACGUCAUCCGGUGGUGCGACACUUUUCGAUACGAAACGUUGAGGUGAUAUGGGUGUCGCCCUUUUGGGCAAGUGUAUCGGUUUCUUGGCUCUGGUGCUGUUCCUAUACACCUGCUAUGCCUUCCGCAUACGCGAUCAUACGACGGGGCAAAUGGCCUUUGCAUCAUCGGCCGAGCAGCCGCAUCGCGCUGCUUGCGCUUCUGCCUCCGGUAGAUGCCAGGAGAAGAGGAUCGCGGGUACGUUGACCAAGAGGCACGACACCACGUCACAGACUCAUGCCAGCAGCAUCGCUCGGAAACCACCUGCCGAGCUUGUGUCGUCGCUCGACGAGGGGAGAGGGUUGGAGGGGGGAGGCGUGAAACACGAAAAGACUGGAUUCGCGAAGGAUGGCGGGGCAUCGCGGAGUGUUGAAGAGGAGGAGGAGGAGGAGGAGGAGGAUGAAGAGGAGGCGAUUGUGGAGGUAGAGACUGUGGAGGAGAUCGCAUCGAGCGAUGACGACGACGACGAUGAUGAUGAAAAGGAGGGCGAGGAUGAUGGCGAGGAUUACGACGGAAGCAGGGAGGAAGAGAAAGAUGCGGAGGAUUCUCGGGAAAGAGUAAUGAAAGGUAGGAGGAAAAUUGUGGAGGAUGAAGAGGAAAAUGGAAAGAUGGAUUUAAAGAAAAAAGUUAGUCCGGAGAAAGGAUUGAAGGAGAUAAUUAGAUCUAAGAAGCUAGGCAAGGAAGAUGAAGAUGAUGAAGAGGAAGAGGAAGACGAAGAUCAAGACGAGGAUGAAGAGGAAGAGGAAGAGGAAGAUGAAGAAGAAGACGAAGACGAGGAAGAAUCGGAAGAGGUAGUUGCUACUCCUCCGCCGAAAAAACUAGAAAAAGUUAGAUACGCGGAUAAAGAUAAAAUUAAAUCGGUGGAAAUUACAUAUGAUGAGAAGUCAAAAGUUGAUAACGUGAUAAAAGCAAAAGCCAAUGAGAUUAAGCAAGCAAAAUUGGAGAGGAAACCAGAGGAAAUUGCAAGAAGCAAGAUCGAAACGACGAAGCCGGAUGAGAAAAAGUUGGUCGAGGGAUUGUCCAAGCCGGUUCAAGCCACGAAGAAGAUCGAGCCCGUUAAGAUAACGAAAUCUGAAUCAGAAUCGUCCAAAUUGAAGAUGAAACCGGUGGAAAGAGCGAAAAUCCCGGUGAAACCGGAAGCGUCGAAGACGCGAGAACCGUCGAAAAAAGAAACAACGAGUCCUCAACCUGCUCGAAUUAAACGAUCCGACAAAGAUGAAAUGAAAGUAAAAACGAAAACGCACGUGGAUGCUGCUUUCGCUUUGGCUCGAUUGAACGAUGCGAUAUUACGCGUGCCGACCUUCGUGCCAAAUUUCACAGCCAUUGAAAAUCUCGAGUGUCAGCAGCAUAUCAAAAUUUUUCUACGACAGUUAAGGGGCCACAAGUUAUGGGCGUUGCAAAUGUUAGACUCGAGCGCGAAAAUUCCAUCGGGUCUAUUGCGAGGAAAUAUAAAUCAAUUUGGAGAUUUUGACGAGUGUUUGGGCGUAAUGGCGCACGUGAAAUUAGAUGAAAAUACGAUAAAGGUUCAAGGCAAAUAUUGCUUGGCUUACAUAGACUUGUCUCCGUCUCGUCCAGACAUGAAGCUUCCUGUCAACAUGAUGCAAGCACGUGCCGCUAUUAGAGCGAGCAUGCACGAUAGCGGUUAUUUUAUUCCAAGAUUCCAGACUGUGAAGUGGGCACUGUGUCUUCCGGCAGCGUGCACCGCGGAGGACGCCCAAAGCAUCGUUGAACAGGCGUUGAACGACUAUAAUUCUACUGUAGGAAUUCAAUUUAUAGUAGAUGUCGAUCCUAAAAUGUGCUAUGUCAAACAAAAAUCACGAAGCUAUUCAAAAGAGACGAUCUGUGUUUUAUAUUUCUAUGCUAUGGUCGUUUGUCUCGCCAUCGUAGCAACCGUGAGAGAUUAUUUGGUGGUAUCGGAAGGAAAAGGAAAUUAUUCGGAGAGAAUAAUAAUGUCUUUUUCCUUACGGAGAACCGUCAGAUCUUUAUUCAAGAAGGAAUCGGGCAAAGGUGGGAUCCCGUGCAUUCAUGGGAUCAGAUCGCUCAUCACGAUUAUGCUUUACAUUUCCCAUCAAGUUAUAACAAUCUCCAUGUUACCAUUUUCUAAUCGAAUCGAGUUCACCGAGGUGACGAACAAUCCUCUAACUACCAUUCUAAGGGGUGGACUCCUUUACACGGACACGUUUUUAUUACUUAGCGGUACCUUAACGUCUUUCAACAUGGCACACGAGUUUAUAACACGAGGUGAGAUUCGCUGGUUUUGCCGUUUUAUUGCCAGAUAUAUCAGACUCACCCCAAUGUUACUCGUAGUGGUGUUUUGGUACGCAUUUAUAAUGGAGCAUACCGGAUCGGGACCACAAUGGAACGACAUUAUAUUAGGAAAUGCAGAUCUUUGCAAAAGCAGCGCGUGGAUGAAUUUGUUGUACAUACAAAAUUUCUUACCCUUCGAGGAGGAGUGCGCAACUCACACCCAUCAUUUGGCUUUGGACGUGCAAUUAUCGUUAUUAGCACCCAUGUUGGUAUUCUUUUUGCAAUGCAAGCCCAUCAUUGGGAUCCUCGUAAUAUUUUUCUUCAUUUUAUUAUCAGCCACGCUCCGUUAUAUAACAACGAUGAGUAACUAUCUUUCUAUCGUUGUUUUCCACGGAAUGUCAUUGAAACACAUUUAUAAGACUGUCAAUUUAGUUUAUAUAGUGCCUAUAUACAGAAUCACGCCGUAUCUGUUCGGUGUAACGCUUGGCGUGCUAUUACGUUAUACUGGACCAGAAGUAAGGAUACCCAAGGUGUUAGUGAUCUUGGGAUGGUUGAUCGCAAUGGCCUUGGCAUCGUGGUCGUUAGGAUCACCCUGGCAGUUGGCCAGAAGGGACUACGUUUACGAUGUUGUAGAAGCAACUAAUUACAUCGUGAUCAGUCCAGUUGUGUCAGCUUUGGCUUUGUCUUGGAUCGUGUUUGCGUGCUACACGAAUCACGGAGGUAUAAUAAACCGAUUCCUUUCACAUCACUGGUUAAUAAUCUUCAGCAGGAUAUCGUACGCCGUAUACUUGACCCAAUUCAUAGUAUUUUUCUACAACGUUGGAACAGCGAGAUACUCCAACGAAUUCCAUUUCUACAGAUUCUUCGAUCCGUUGGAGGCGGGUGCAACGAUAUCGAUAUCGAUCGUUCUCACACUACUGUUCGAUCUUCCGAUGCAAGAGAUCAAAAACGUGCUGAUGGAGAGCACGGACAUCCUGAAAGUAGCCGUCCCGUGCGAGGAAGGAUCGACGAGGAAGCUCGAGAAAGCCGCGAGGCGGACGGACGAGGCGAAGGCGCGGGAGAGGAAAGCGUUCGAGGAAGACGAGGUGGCGUCGACCGGUUGGGACUGGCAACGGGACAUAGUUGACGGUGGGAGCAGAAGGUACAGGGAUGGCGAGAACGUGGAGGACGAGGAACAGGUGCACAUGCCGAUUUUGAAGGCGUCGAUCGGCCGAAGGAGAUCGUUCAUCAGCCGCGAGCCAACCGAGGCGGAGGCCUCGGAGAUCUUGGCCAGGGAUUGGGCAAAGAACGCGAACAAGAGGUGGUCGAGGGACAGCGACGAGUACAGGGAGCAAGGGAAGAGGGAGAGAAGCGUUCAAAGGGAUUAUAGGGAGCAAGGGAACGACGCAGCAUCCGGUAGUAGUUUUUCCAGGAUGCAACAGGAGCGGGAGGAAGCUGUUAAGCGAGGCAGGCGUUCGCUCUCGAGAAGUUUCGACGCUAAAAGAUUGUCAACACGGGGCAGCGAGGAGGAGGAGGAGGAGGAGGAAGAGGCGGAGGAAGAGGAAGAGGAAGAGGAGGAGGAGGAGGAUCGAAGGAGGUACAGGAGAUCUAGGUCCAGAGGGAGAUCCGUGAUUACGGAAUCGGACGAUUAUCGUUCUUGGGAGUUGGUCGGUAAGGAACGUUCAUCCUCCAGGGGCCCGGAGUCUAAAAGGCUCUCGAGAAAAUCGGAGGAGCGCGAGGCUCCGCUCCAAAGACAAACAAGACCGCCACUCUCGAGAUACGGGGAGGCGAAGAGAGCUCGCUCCUCUGAGGACGAGGUAUCCUCGCAACAGAGGAAAAUUGAAAAAAGGCAUCCGCCCGUGGAGCCGAGGAUAAGCGACGAGGAGGAUUGGGAGAGCGAGUUGAGGAUACGGAGGAAACAAUUUAUGGAGAAGCACGCGAUCCGGGAACGGGAUCCCCGUUUCGAGGACGAGGAAGAUUUAAGGAGAUCCUCGGCUGAGGGUAAGAUAGCCCUGCUGAAGGACCCCGGCUCGGACGAUAAUAUGGACUCGUGGACGGUGAGCGUUGGAACGCGUGCCGCCCCCCUGCUCGGCUCGUCUCAAGAGCGGAGCGAGGAGGAGGAGGAGGAGGAUGUCGCGUACAGGCGGAGGGAGUAUCGCGAGCGAGCGCCGCCACCGAGGGAGGAGGUGAAGGGAGAGGGAGAGGAGGAGGAGAGGAGGCCGUCUUACGCGAGCAGCAGCGAGGUGACUUCUAUGGAGGAAGACAGCGACGUUGCAAGUUAUAACUUCGUGCUGACGAAGGACAGUAGGAAAAAGUCUUUGCAGGAUCUCUCGAAGCUUGCUAGGGACGAUGACUCUGAUCUGACGGAAUCUGGAUGGAACGUUGUGAGGCAAGACAGCGGGGAAGGAUUGCCCAGAUCUUCGUCCACGGGCCUGUACAAACGCGAGUCGAUCGUAAAGAGCCAGGCCAGCGAGGAAGAUCCGGAAUAUCUCGUCGUGGAGAGACCGAAGCUCGUUCAGCAAGAACGGGAACAUCCGUUCAAGAAGGCUUGGCAGAUGCAGAAAUCUCGUUCCGAGGAGGAUGGUUCCGCGUAUACGAUCAAAGAACCGAAAGAACAAUCUAAAGCGGAGACGGCGAGAUCCAGGGACGAGGAUCCUCCGUCGAAAGAGGUUGGAAAGGAAGGAGGCGGUGGAGAGCAGCGGUACGGGGAGAGCAUAGACGCGUCUCCCGACGAUGAUACGGAAUUGACGCAUAGCAGAAGCAGCGACACGGAGGAGUACACGACGAGGAGUUCGAGGUCGGAGGGAGCGGAAUCUUCGUCAACGGAGAGGAGCAAGAGUUUCGAGAGCAACAAAUUUGGUCUGAGAUCAUCGGACGUCGAGGAGGACUCCUCGAGGUCUAAUUGGCCAUCCGAGGACGAGCAAGUUUAUAAAACAAGUCCGAGGAGUAAAUUGGAGGAGACGGAAUGGAUCUGGGAGAGGGAAGAGACUUGAUGGAUUUGGAGGGACUAUCGAAGCAAGAAAAAAGAUAAUAAACGUAACUAUAACGAGAUAAAUUAUUCGCGGGGAAGUUAUCGGUUGGAUUCCUCCAGAGAAGAAUGGACGAAUUUUUCGACGAACGGUUGGGAGAAAGGUUGAUGAUGGGUUUUUGAAAGGAAGAAUAUGAAUCUUCGAAAAGUUGGUGAUCGACGAUUUGAAUCGUUGUUUUCCUUCGUGAGAAGCAUUAUCGAUGAUUUUUAGAAAGCAUAUUGAUUUAUAGAAUAUUUUUACAAUUUGUGUAUCAUCCUUACGUGUAUCAAAAAGAGAAAUGACUCGCUCUAUAGUUCUUUAGCUGUUAGAAUUUUUAAACGUCGAGAGAUGAACGACAAGACCAAAGUAAAAAAAAAAAAAAAAAACUAUUUUUCGUUGAACAAAUGUUCAUUAUCCAUAUCCUGUUAUAUACUUAAUUAUUAUUAUGUUGUUGAAAUUUGAUGAGACGUGUUCAUUGUAAAAAUAUUGAUAAUAAAAUGAUUCUGAAGAAAUGGAAACUUCA
Apis mellifera (honey bee) is the source of this 6225-nucleotide messenger RNA. RefSeq lists its product as uncharacterized. Bases 480 to 5687 code for a protein of 1735 amino acids. The transcript is spliced from 13 exons. The record is from RefSeq and is a predicted model, not a curated record. Lineage: Eukaryota; Metazoa; Arthropoda; Insecta; Hymenoptera; Apidae. Gene Ontology annotation, molecular function: acyltransferase activity, transferring groups other than amino-acyl groups.